This is a messenger RNA of Nymphaea colorata (pocket water lily), 895 nucleotides long. Its product is annotated as tubulin-folding cofactor A-like. The transcript has 5 exons. Gene Ontology annotation, biological process: post-chaperonin tubulin folding pathway; tubulin complex assembly. Gene Ontology annotation, molecular function: beta-tubulin binding. The record is from RefSeq and is a predicted model, not a curated record. Lineage: Eukaryota; Viridiplantae; Streptophyta; Magnoliopsida; Nymphaeales; Nymphaeaceae. The coding region runs from base 436 to 765 and encodes 109 amino acids. Gene Ontology annotation, cellular component: cytosol; microtubule cytoskeleton.
GCGAAAUCUAAGCCGACAGGACCAUUUUUUGAGGACGUUUGAAACGCAUUUCCAGCGUUCCGCUGAAGUCGACACACAUAUCGGACGUGGAACAGGAGGGACGCAGGCCAAAGGAAGCACAUUAAGUGGGUGUGUUCCGCGCUGGAACAGUUGUCGCGCUCGAGGAACGCUGCUUCUCUCUUCGCGGCUCCUCCCCUGCCAUUACUCUCUCUCUGGUAGUGGGUUUUUCUUCGAUCGUGCAUUUCUUCUUCCUCUGCUGCAUCAAAGAAGUCUAGUUACAUCGUAUUGAAGUGUAACAACAAGUAUGCAGUUUGACAGAAUGCAACAUUUGGAGUAGACUGCUGGGCAUAUCAGCAGCACAUACUUGUGCCCAUCCACUGUUUGUUGAAAUACCAACAAGGCAAUAACCCUCUGGUUUCAAGGACUGUGGGCUAUAUGGCAACCGUAAGAGAUUUGAAAAUUAAGACAAGUACUUGUAAACGCCUCCUUAAGGAGCUUCACUCAUAUGAGAAAGAAGUUGAAAGGGAAGCUGCAAAAACAACUAACAUGAAGGAGAGUGGAGCUGAUCCUUACGCUCUCAAACAACAGGAAAAUGUAUUAGCUGAGUCACGAAUGAUGAUACCUGAUUGCCAUAAACGCUUAGAGGCUUCACUGGCUGAUCUUCAAGGCAUACUGGAAGAGUUCAAAGAAGAAAGCAAGGGAGGCCCAGAAAUUGAUGAAGCGGAGAAAGUUGUUGUGGAGAUUAAAACUUUGUUUAAGGGUUGAACAAGUUAAUGAGUAUUUUUCAUCCAACGUUCUUUGGUUGCCAGAUGAUCUGGUCCUUGUAAGCUUUUGGUACAAACUGCUUAACUGAUCUGGUUUUACUACAGAAAGUAUCUGACUAUUAGGUGUUGUC